AUGGCCGCCAGCAGAUCUCCGCCACAGCCGCGCCGAACUGUGUCCCCCGCGACGCUGGUGCCGGCGGCGGAGUGGGUGCCGCGGUACCGCUGGCGGCAGCAGCUGGCGGGCGACCUGUCCGCGGGGCUCGUGGUGGCCGUGAUGCACGUGCCGCAGGGCCUGGGCUACGCGCUGCUGGCCGGAGCCGCGCCCGUCGGCGGGCUCUACGUCGCGCUGCUGCCCGUCUUCGUCUACGCCCUGUUCGGCACCUCGCGACACAUCUCCAUGGGCACCUUCGCCGUCACCUGUCUCAUGACUGGCCAGAUCGUGUCGGAGCACGCGGGGGACGGUGUGACUCCCGAGGAGGUGGUGAGCAUGGUGUCGCUGUGGUGCGGUCUGCUGCUGCUGACUCUGUGGGUGCUGCGCCUGGGGGCGCUGUGCCGAGUGCUGAGCGAGACGCUGGUGAGCUCCAUCACCACGGGCGCAGCAGUGCACGUCUUCACCUCGCAGCUGCUCGAGGCGCUGGGCGUGGCGCGCGACGCACCCAAGCACCACGGCCUGCUGCGCCUCGUCUACACCUACGGGGACCUGUUCUCGGGCAGCCUGCCUCCCAGGCUGCCCGCCAUUGCCACCGCGCUCAUCACCAUCGCGGUGCUGGUGGUCUACCAGUUGGCUGUGCCGAAACUGGUCAGCCGAUGGCUGUCUGCCGAGCUGGUCGUCCUCGUCGUCACCACCGCUACCGCCUCCCAAGUUGAUUUCUCUGCCAGGUGGAACAUGUCGGUGGUGGGGCCCGUUCCUAGCGGGCUGCCGAAGUUGCGCGACCCCGUGGGUGACUGGAAGCUGAUGGGGGCGGUGGCGGUGGGCUCGUUGGGUGUGGCGGCCGUCAGCUUCGCGGUGAGCACAUCGAUGGCGCUGCUGCUGGCGCGCGGCCGCUACCGCGUGCGCCUCAACCAGGAGCUGCUGGCGCAGGGGCUGACCGCGGUCGCCUCCGCCGUCAGCGGGGGCGUGCCGCCCUCCGCCUCGCUGUCGCGCUCCCUGCUGCAGAGGGACGCGGGCGGCUCCACGCAGCUCGCCGGUCUCGUGUCCUGCGCCGUGCUGCUGGCUGUGGUGCAGGGCGCCGGUCCGCUGUUCGAGCCUCUGCCCAGGGCCGUGCUGUCCGCCGUCAUCAUCGUGGCCCUCAGGGGAAUGGUGAUGGCCGCGAGCCGCGACGUGCCGCGCAUGUUCCGGCUGAGCGUACUCGACGGCGGCGUGUGGGUGGCCUCCUUCCUGGGCGUCGUGCUGCUCGACACGGCGCUCGGCCUGCUGCUGGGCGUGGCGCUGUCGCUGCUCUUCCUGGUUGUCAGGGGGGCCGCGCCGCGAGUACAGGUGCUCGGCAUGCUGGCCGCCGCCAAAGGCCCGCCGGCGUACGUGGAGCUGGACGGCAACGCGGCCGCCGUGGAGCGGCCCGGCGUGCGCGUGGUGCGGCUGUUGGCCGGCGCCGCGCUGGCGUUCCCCAGCCGGGACGAGCUGCGCGAGCAGGUGUUCGGCGCGGUGGGCGUGGAGCCGGCCCGGGUGCUGGAGCUGCAGCGGCUGGCGCUGGCCGCAGAGCCGGACUCGGCGCAGCAGCGCGACCUGCUGGAGCGCGCCGAGCAGGCGGCGACGCCGCAGUGGCGCGUGCGGGCCGGCGCCGCGCCGCAGCCGCACCGCCUCACGCACGUCGUGCUCGACCUCUCCACCGUCACCUCCUGCGACUUCUCGUCCGCCAGGAGCCUCGAGCUGCUCGCCGCCAUCUACGACGCCAUCGACGUCACCGUGGUGCUCGUGCUGCAACAGCCCCUCUACUCGCUCGAGUCGGUGCUCAGCGUGGACGCCGCCGUCCGGAUGAUCGGCGCGCUCAGGGAAGAAGAAGAAGAAGACUGA
Molecule: messenger RNA, 1878 nt
Organism: Schistocerca gregaria
Lineage: Eukaryota; Metazoa; Arthropoda; Insecta; Orthoptera; Acrididae
Product: solute carrier family 26 member 10-like
Exons: 7
Coding region: 1-1878 (625 amino acids)
Biological process (GO): transmembrane transport
Cellular component (GO): membrane
Molecular function (GO): sulfate transmembrane transporter activity; bicarbonate transmembrane transporter activity; oxalate transmembrane transporter activity
Source: RefSeq, a predicted model, not a curated record